Messenger RNA from Copidosoma floridanum, 2109 nucleotides. RefSeq lists its product as uncharacterized. NCBI's taxonomy places the organism in Eukaryota, Metazoa, Arthropoda, Insecta, Hymenoptera, Encyrtidae. The record is from RefSeq and is a predicted model, not a curated record.
AUGCGCUCUGCCCUGAUUUUAUUGGGCUGCCUCUUCGUCGCCUCCUUCGCUUCGGGAGACCCGAUAAGGACAAAGAAAGAAGCACCAUUCGACUCGUACGCACCGCCAUCCGGAUCGUACGACGCGUCCGUCAGCCAUGGGGUCACCGACUCCCUGUCACCGCCGUCAGCAGCGGCACCCGGCAACUUUGCCGGCCCGGCACCCGAUCACGCGGUGGCCGCCGCUCACAGCUUUGGCGCCCCCACCGACUCUUACGGCGCACCACUGCCGGCUGACUCUUAUGGUAGGCCCUUGGCUAGCUACUUGGCUGCUCCCAGCACCGCUUCGCUUGUUAAUCUCCACGCCACGACCAUACCCUUCGAAACCAUACCUUCCUUCAAACUGGUUAACCCCUACGCUGUGUCCGCUAACGUAUCCCCAGCUGCCGUCAAUCCCUUUGGUCGGCCGAUAACCACCGCUUCUCCCCUAGCCGCCGUCGAUCGCUACGGUGUCCCCGUUACCGUCGGCGUCGACGCUUACGGGGUUCCCGUGACUGCUGCACCCACCACCCUCCCUACCGUCGAUCCCUUUGGGUUACCCGUCACGUCCGCACCCGCGCUCGAUGUCUUUGGCAACCCUGUCACCGAGGGUCCCUACCCCGUCGAUCCCUACGGUAACCCCCUCACUCCCGGUCCCGUGGCUCUCGAUGUUUUCGGCGACCCGGUGACAGCUGCUCCAUCUACGGUCGCCGUCGAUGCUUUUGGCCGUCCGGUCGCACCUGCCACCGUAGCUGUGGAUCCUUUCGGUAACCCGGUCACAGUGGCGGCUCCGGUGGUAGCCACCGAUGCCCUUGGUAACCCGGUGAGAGCUGCACCUUCCGUGGGUGUGGAUCCGUUCGGGAAUCCGGUGACCGUAGCUGCCCCGGCCGUUGCCACUGAUGUUUUUGGCAAUCCGGUCGAUGCCUUCGGCGAUCCCGUGACCCCUGCUCCCCCCGUGGAUCCUUUGUACGCGGUUCCCACCGUACCACCACCCCUAGUCGUAACACCAGCUCCAGCUCAUUCUUACGUUUUACCAGCCCCGUCCACCUCUUAUGGUGCUCCAGCUCCGGCCCCAGCCCCAGCCCCGGUUUAUGGCGCUCCGGCCCCAGCCCCGGUUUACGGUACUCCUCCAGCCCCGGUUUACGGUCCUCCGGCACAGCCCAGUGGUACCUGGAAGAAGAAGCUCACUUGGAAGUCCGAGUGGCAGAAGGUGUGGAAGACCGAGCAGAAGAUGAUAUGGAAGCAGGUCUGGAAGAAGGUUCAGGUGCCCGUUUGGAAGGAGGUUAAGGUGCCCGCCUGGAAGGACGUGCAGGUGCCGGUGUGGAAGAAGGUCCAGAAGCCAAUCUGGAAGGAAGUCAAAGUACCAGUUUGGAAGGAGAUCCAAGUGCCAGCUUGGAAGAAGGUGUGGAAGCCAGUCUGGAAGGAAGUGAAGACUCCCGUUUGGAAGGACGUUGAGGUCCCCGAGUGGAAGAAAGUCUGGGUCCCCGACUGGGUCACCGUGCCCGAUAGCAACCCCGCCUGGGUCACCACCCCGGCACCCUCUUACGGACCACCGGCACCGUCUUACGGACCACCGGCUCCCUCUUACGGCCCACCCGCACCUUCUUAUGGAGCUCCACCGGCUCCGUCUUAUGGCGUCCCGGAACCGGUUUACGGAGCUCCGCCAGCACCGUCUUACGGGGGUCCUCCAGCUCCGAGUUACGGUUUGCCGGGACCUGGAUUCCAGAAGAAGCUGAUCUGGAGGGAGCAGUGGAAGAAGGUCUGGCGCACCGAGAAGAAGCAAAUCUGGAAGUCGGACAAGAAGCUAGACUGGGUGUCCGAGUGGAAGCAGAUAUGGAAGACGGAGAAGAAGCAAGCCUGGAAGAUCGAGAAGAAGCUCGUGUGGAAGGAGGAGUCGGUGCAAGCCUGGGAGAGCCAGAAGAAGCAGAUCUGGGUGACGGAGAAGAAGCAGGUCUGGAAGGACGAGUGGAAGAGCAAGUGGGUGCCCGAUUGGAAGAGCGUGCAGGUGCCCGCUUGGAAACAGGUGUGGAAACCGGUGUGGGAGAACGUUUGGGUCCCCGAGGAACAUCACGAGGAAGGAUACAAAUAUUAG